AUGAAUCAAGAAGAAAGCAAAAAUAUUGACACCAUUAGUAAAGAGAAAAAUAUUAACGAUGACUCCGUUCAAGACAAAAACAAAAAUAUUGACACCAAUAGUGAAGGAAAAAAUGACUCCGAACUUAUUAAAAUUCGAAAAAAAGUUUAUUAUUAUGUACUUGAAGGAAGAAUGGGAGAGGGUGGAAAAAUAUUUAGCAAAACGGAAGAGUUUAAUGAUAAUUCAAGUUUCAGCAGCUUUACUUACCGUACUGUAUUAGUUGGAAUAUGCUUAUUGUUGAUUUUGAAAUACAAUGCCACUAAUAAUUUUUUAAAAAUUGUGACAUCGAGCAUUACAGCUAGUGGUGGCAUUCUAGUUCUCGCAAUAGCUAUUAUAAAUAAGGUCACAACAAAUAAAGAUAACAUUACAUCAUUAAUUAAAUUCAUGAAAAUCCAGGAGAAUAAAUCUAAAUUGAUAGAUAUGAAUGAUAAAGAAUUGAAAAAUUUAAAAACAGAAAGGCACGAAAACUAUAUAAAAUUUUUAAACCGCAUUAAUUUUAGUAUUAGCACAAUCAAUAUUCCUUUACCAAAUUUAAGCGAAUAUCUUGCUGGAUGCAUAAUUCUAUUUGGAACACUAUGGCUCAGAUAUAAUUUUAUCUCGUUUUAUAAAAUUACGUGCAAUUGUCAUUGGGGAACACCUAUGUCCAUUUAUUAUUUGCUAUUAAAAAGAACUUAUGCAAUAGAAAAGAAUGUCUAUGAAAAAUAUUUUAAAAAAUUUAGAUCAGAGCAUGAUGACGUGACAUUCUUUGGGACAGAAAUUGAUAUUAAUCUUAUUUUGAGACUUGCUCGUAUACUUUGUCAGAAAUUACCCAAUAAUUCAGAAGAAAAUAAACAAGCGGAAGAGAACGAAAUAAUUAAUUGUAGACUUGCGGUUAUAUUUGCUGGAAAAUUUAGAGAAAUAAUUAAUACAUUUAUUUCGAAAAUUGAUAAAAAAAUUCGUUCUAAUUUUAAUGAAAUAGGACUUGAUGAGGCGAAGAAACUUGCUAAGGAUAUUGUUGAUGAAAUUAAAAUAAAUAUAGAUGCACUUAUUCUAAUGCUUGCUAAAGAACGUGCAUUUUUUAACCAUUAUAAAAAAGACAUGAAACUUAUUACUAUAGACAAGAAAGAAGAUAACCUUUUAAUUACUUUUUACAAGUUUCAUAUUAAUCAAAUGAAAUUCCAAAACAUUGAGAUAACUAUGGGUAAACGGUCAGCCGAUCAAAAAGAGAUUUCAAUAAUAGAAAAAGAACCAAAGAAUUCCAAUGAAGAUACGAGUCAUGAUGAUAAUAGAUUUUUAAAAUAUUCUAUGGCUAUAGCUAAAAGAAUUAUUUUUGAUAAAGUUGCUAUGAUUAACAAGGAUAAACCAAAUGAUGUUAGCAAAAAAUUGAAACUUACGGGAAUUGAUAAUACUAUACCAAAUGAUGUUAACAAAGAAUUGAAACAUUUAGGAAUUGAUAAUAUUAAUUUUAUUGAAUUAUAUGAAAGGUUUAAAACAAGAAAUGAUCAAGAAGCAAUGAAACUUGCCAUGAAAAUUAUAGAUAAGAAUUGUAUUAUUGAGAAAUACUUAACAAAGCAUAAUCAUAAGACAUCUAUUAGCUUUAGAAAAAUAUAUAGAUAUGAUGCUAAAGAUAUAAAAUUAACUAAUAAACAUAAACAUGAAAUUAGAAGUCUUUUAUGUGGGUUUGAGUAA
Dentiscutata erythropus is the source of this 1707-nucleotide messenger RNA. NCBI's taxonomy places the organism in Eukaryota, Fungi, Glomeromycota, Glomeromycetes, Diversisporales, Gigasporaceae. The record is from the annotation of a GenBank genome assembly.